GAAGAAGGAGAAGCUUGGUGACGGUGUUUGUUCUGCGACACAAACACCGUCCAUAGCAGCAGCUUGGGAGCAUGUAGCAGCUCUCACAGGCGACUUCUCCUGCUCUUGCUGCUGGCUACAAGAUUAAAAACGACAAUGCGAGGUUUACUGACGACCCUGUGAUGGUGAUGUGACAGGCAGACGUGUCUCGGUGGUGUUGUGGAGCAUUGCAUGGAGGUGGAGGAGGGCAGGCGGAGGGUCUGAGCUCUGCUGUCGGUGUCCGGUGUCCGGGAUGGAGACCUGGACCCCCAAUCCCCGAGCCAAACCCUUCAUCCCCCGCCAGCAGAGAAGCCUGUACCUCACCUGGAAAUACAAGCUGACCAACAAGAGGACGAUCCGUCGGGUCUGUCAGGCUGGUGCUGUGCUGUUUCUGCUGAUAACUGUCAUAGUCAACAUUAAACUCAUCUUGGACACGAGAAGAGUAGCUAAUGAAGAUGCAGCAGCUCAAGAAUAUGAGGACACAAUACCGAACAUGGAGACACCACGCAGGCCGGCUAAUGGACGCAAGGUCCUGGACAUUGAGGUGUACUCCAGCCGCUCCAAGGUCUAUGUGGCAGUAGACGGCACCACUGUGUUGGAGGACGAUCAGCGGGAGCAGGGCCGAGGCAUCCAUGUGAUAGUUCUCAACCAGGCGACUGGUCAUGUGAUGGCCAAGAGGAUAUUUGACACCUACUCUCCCCACGAGGAUGAAGCCAUGAUCCUCUUCCUCAACAUGGUGACCCGGGGUCGAGUCCUCAUCUUCACCAUAAAGGAUGAGGGCACGUUCCACCUGAAGGAUGCUGCUAAGAGCCUGCUGAAGAGUCUGGGCAGCCAGGUGUCCCUCAACCUCAGCUGGAGGGACAUGUGGACUAUGGUGGUGAAGAAAGGAGGUCAGGUGUAUGGAGAGAAGCACUCAAAGUCUCCAGCUCUGUCCACCUGGGGAGACCCGGUGCUGCUGAAGACCGAGGUGCAGCUCACCGCAUCCGAAGAGGCAGAGUGCCACUGGGCAGACACCGAGCUCAACAGGAGGAGGAAGCUCUUCUGCAGCAAAGUGGAAGGAUACGGAAGCAUCUGCAGCUGCAAAGACCCGGCGCCCAUCGAGUUCAACCCCGACCCUCUGCCCAACAAUAACGUCCUCAGUGUCCCAGUGGCCGUCAUAGCAGGGAACAGACCCAACUACCUCUACAGGAUGCUGAGGUCUCUUCUGUCAGCUCACGGCGUCAACCCGCAGGUGAUCACUGUCUUCAUCGAUGGUUAUUAUGAGGAGCCUAUGGAUGUCGUAGAGCUGUUUGGACUGAAGGGAGUUCAGCACACACCCAUCAGCAUCAAGAAUGCCAGAGUGUCUCAGCACUACAAAGCGAGUUUGACUGCAACCUUCAACCUUCACCCAGAGGCCAACUUUGCCAUCGUCUUAGAAGAAGACCUGGAUAUCUCCAUCGACUUCUUCAGUUUUCUGAGUCAGACCCUCCACCUGUUGGAUGAGGAUGACAGCCUGUACUGUAUCUCAGCCUGGAACGACCAGGGCUAUGAGCACACAGCAGAGGACCCGGCUCUGCUGUACAGAGUAGAGAGUAUGCCCGGCCUGGGCUGGGUGCUGAAGAAGAGCCUCUACAAGGACGAACUGGAGCCAAAGUGGCCGACGCCCGAGAAGCUGUGGGACUGGGACAUGUGGAUGCGAAUGCCGGAGCAGAGGAAAGACAGAGAGUGCAUCAUCCCCGACGUGUCCCGGUCGUACCAUUUUGGCAUCAUCGGCCUCAACAUGAACGGCUAUUUCCAUGAGGUAUAUUUCAAGAAACACAAGUUCAACACAGUUCCCAAUGUGCAGAUGAAGAACAUCGACAGCUUAAAGAAAGAUGCUUAUGAAGUGGAGAUCCAAAACCUGUUGAAGGAAGCGGAGGUGCUGGAUCACACCAAGAACCCGUGUGAGGACUCGUUCCUGCCAGACUCCGAGGGGAAGACCUACGUCAUGUUCAUUAAGAUGGAGACUGAGACGGACACAUCCACCUGGACAGAGCUCGCCAAGUGCCUCCAUGUUUGGGAUCUGGAUGUACGGGGAUACCACAGAGGCCUGUGGCGGCUCUUCAGAAAAAGGAAUCAUGUCCUGGUGGUGGCCGUGCCAAUCUCCCCAUACUCAGUGAAGAAACCAGCCAGUGUCACUCCCAUUCACUUAGAGCUUCCGCCCAAAGAAGAGGGCGCACCGGUGGAGCAGAUGUAGACCUGAUGUUACACUUGCGCACACACACUUCAACCAGCCCAGGCCUUAACUCUUCUUCUCCUCUCUUCACCACCAACCACUAGUAAUCCAGCCUGGGACCCACAACCACAAAACUUUUCUGACUUUUCCUAGAUGUUGAACUUGUGUACGAAAGGAUACCUGGGAAAUGGAGUCCUACUAUUUUUUUUUCUUUCUUAUUUUUAAACAAUAGAGGGAUUAACACUACAAACUGCACUACUGUAUCCGUCCAACAGCUUGGGGAGGAAUGAUGAUGGUAAAAUCAGUUUUGGUCAAACGUGACUGAACAACCAAAACGGUAUAUGACUUGUCGACUGUCUUUUUCUGUUGACCCGCUGAUCCGCGGCCUCGUCAAUUUCAAUUCAAGCUGUGACUUUUCAACAAGAACGGUACAAAUGACACAAAGACACAUUCACCAGAAUUUAGUCAGUUUUCCUCUGAGUUUGUUGUGUUUUUUAACUACUGAGUGCUUUGUUCAUUAUGUACAUACGGUUUAACUUAUCUCUAUUUAUUUUACAUCUAUCAAUCAAAAAGCAGUUUAGUGUUCUUUUUUUUUUUUUUUUAAAGAUCCACUUUUAUCAAGAUCAGUGCAUUUUUUAAGAGCCUAACGUUUACAGAUAAUGAAAUAAUGUAUAUACAUGCCUAUAUAUUUUUUGAUGAAAACUUUAAAGGGUCUGCAUAUUUUUCAGCGUUAGAUAUUGAGUUUGAGUGAAAGACUUGAUGACAGCCCUGUGGGUUUUUACUAUUAUUGACUGCUUAGGUCAGUUGCCUCGGAUCAGGUUUCAUGAGGGAAACUCUAUGGUGGCUGAAAGAGACAAAAAUGAGAAAAUAUUCACAGAUUCAGCAACAUACUCUCCGAUUAGAAACACUGUAAUACAUGAUGCCUAUUCUGAUUGUACCACAGUGAUGCUUUAUAAACAAAACAAAAAAAACAAGGAAGUCUUUUUUAUUAUAUAUUUUAUAUCUUUGAUCAGAGAGUUCCUGAAUUAAAUUGUAAAAAUCAAUUUUUUUAACUAGAUAUAGAUGAAGUUCUUGCACAGCUUCUUGCGUUUAGACAGCUCUCACAAAACAGACAUUUAUCUACUUUGUUAAAUAAGAAAAAAAUGUUUGCAUUAAAGUCAACUACCAGGGAAAGUAUUGCCUUGGUGUUGAAAGCCCUAACAGUUAAGCUACAAAAUAAAAGUAGAAAAUUUAUAAAAAGUCAAAAAAUAAUUGUAUAUAAAAUUCAGUUUAUGAUUUUAGUUCCCAGGCAAAAUUUACUGGCUUCAUUAUUUGCUUUUUGUUUUAGAAAUGCUGCUUUUAUUCUAAAAAGAAAGAAAUAUGUCAGUCAGAAAACACUGCUCAUUUCAUUGUGUUGCAAGCUCACUUCAGUUCCUAAAUGAAGCGUAUGUUUCAAAUCAGUGAAAAAUCAGCUUGUUCUCCCUGUGUGCAGUUUUGGCCUCUCUCAGCCACCAUAGCAGGUAUAAGCUCAAACGCUUGAACAGAAUGUAGCGACUUUAGCCAGUUCAUACACUCUUCAUGUAGAUGGAAUACAGAAACGGGUAACUGACUGCUUACAUUGCUGAAAUAUUAAGGAGCGAGGUCACAGAAAAGACAGACAGAUAUUUAAAGGGUUUGUGUAUUUUAUCACAUCAUAAAAUAUAAAUAUCAUUGGCCAGUCAACAACCAAAUGGAUACUCCAAGAUGUUACAAUGAAACUAAGAAGGAUCGUGGUUGCUGCUGUUCUUAGUAUUCGGUCCAUUAUUUCAAGAUCACAACUUAAAUAUCUUUCAACGUAACAAGCAGUUUUUCUCUUUAUUUAAACUUAACAUCAUAUUUACAAGACAUAAAUUAUGAUUCUGUGGUUCUCAGGUUGAAUUUAAAAAAAAAAAAAAUGUCCCAGAUAACUAAUAAUUAUCUUGUUAUCUGGAGAUGAGAGACUCAAGAUCUGCAUCUCGUAAUAAUGAGAUAUUAAAGGGGAACUGAGCCCAUUUUCAAAAUUCAUAGAUGUUAUUCUUAUGGUCUAAGACAGUCCAAAAAA
This is a messenger RNA of Sebastes umbrosus (honeycomb rockfish), 4271 nucleotides long. It is a transcript of the gene pomgnt1, whose product is annotated as protein O-linked mannose N-acetylglucosaminyltransferase 1 (beta 1,2-). The transcript has 22 exons. Gene Ontology annotation, biological process: protein O-linked glycosylation via N-acetylgalactosamine. Gene Ontology annotation, molecular function: beta-1,3-galactosyl-O-glycosyl-glycoprotein beta-1,3-N-acetylglucosaminyltransferase activity. Bases 272 to 2233 code for a protein of 653 amino acids. NCBI's taxonomy places the organism in Eukaryota, Metazoa, Chordata, Actinopteri, Perciformes, Sebastidae. The record is from RefSeq and is a predicted model, not a curated record. Gene Ontology annotation, cellular component: Golgi membrane.